This is a messenger RNA of Aspergillus nomiae NRRL 13137, 1080 nucleotides long. Its product is annotated as Gfo/Idh/MocA family protein. Bases 1 to 1080 code for a protein of 359 amino acids. The transcript has a single exon. Gene Ontology annotation, molecular function: nucleotide binding. NCBI's taxonomy places the organism in Eukaryota, Fungi, Ascomycota, Eurotiomycetes, Eurotiales, Aspergillaceae. The record is from RefSeq and is a predicted model, not a curated record.
AUGGCAACAUAUUCAGACCAACGGUUAUCGGUUGUAGUGGUUGGCAUGGGCCAGAUGGGCCAUAGCCAUGCCCUGGCGUACCACCGCAACCCAGGUUUUCAAAUUAUUGGUCUCUAUAAUCGCAGUCCGGUCAAGAGCCUACCGGCUGAGCUCAAGGACUAUCCUUUCUUAUCGAGCUUCGAGGAGGCUCUCGCACUCAAGCCUAAUGUUGUAUCGAUCAACACGCACACGGCAACGCAUGCUGAUUAUGCCGUGGCAGCGAUGGAGUCUGGGGCCCAUGUUUUUGUAGAAAAGCCUCUAGCAACAACAGUCGAAGAUGCAGAACGUGUGGUGACCACGGCCCAGCAAACAAAUCGCAAACUCGUCAUCGGCUAUAUCCUCCGGCAUCACCCCAGCUGGAUCGAAUUCAUCCAUCGCGCUCGACAGCUCGGCCCACCGUUUGUCAUGCGGAUGAACCUGAAUCAGCGCUCUAGUGGCGACGCGUGGGCUAUUCAUAAACGUCUCCUCGAGGAUGUGAAAAAUCCGAUCGUGGACUGUGGCGUGCAUUAUGUGGAUGUGAUGUUGCAAAUUGCUGGCAGCAAGCCGGUCCAAGUACGUGGCAUGGGCCUUCGUCUCUGUGAUGAUCUUCCGUCAGCUGAACAGGUCAACUAUGGCCAUCUUCAAGUGCUGUUUGCCAAUGGAUCGGUUGGGUGGUAUGAAGCCGGAUGGGGUCCAAUGAUAUCGGAGACAGCGUACUUCGUGAAAGAUGUGAUGGGCCCACGGGGCUCAGUCUCAAUUGUGAUGGAUGAGGCAGAUAGCGGCGAUAGUGCUGGGGCCUCGGCCAAUAUAAACAGCCACACAAAGACAUCGACUCUACGCAUGAGUACUGUGGUUGACGGGCGCGCUCGAGAUCAGAUCCUAUCGAUGGAGGGUGAGCCGGACCAUUACGAGCUAUGUUCCCGGGAGCAACAGUUUCUGCUGGAUGCCAUUCGUGAGGAUCGAGAUCUCACACAACAUAUGAAUGAUGCCAUUCAAUCCUUAUCAAUUGUGCUCGCAGCAGAUCGCUCAAUGCGGGAAAACCGUGCAAUUGACCUUCUCUAG